Strongylocentrotus purpuratus (purple sea urchin) is the source of this 1008-nucleotide messenger RNA. RefSeq names its product spindle and kinetochore-associated protein 2-like. Gene Ontology annotation, molecular function: microtubule binding. Gene Ontology annotation, biological process: mitotic cell cycle; chromosome segregation; cell division. The record is from RefSeq and is a predicted model, not a curated record. Gene Ontology annotation, cellular component: outer kinetochore; spindle microtubule. The transcript has 8 exons. NCBI's taxonomy places the organism in Eukaryota, Metazoa, Echinodermata, Echinoidea, Camarodonta, Strongylocentrotidae. Bases 76 to 912 code for a protein of 278 amino acids.
GGACAGAUUAAAUUUGAUUUUCUAGUUUCUUCGGCGAGAUUUUCGGUCUAAUAAACUGAAGAAAAGUUGGAGAACAUGACAAAUAUGAGUGGAGACCAAGCACAAGAGAUGGAGAGGAUGGUGGACAAGCUUGAAGCAAUGUUUCAGAAGGCCGAGUCUGAUGUAGAAUACAUGUCCAGGAAGGUUGAGAGUGAGUUUCAAGAAGGAGCCCAAGAAAAGGAUCAGACCUCACCCCUUGAGCUUAGCCAGCGACUGCAGCAAGUCAAACAUGAUUAUAAGAGCAUCAUGGAGGAAGCUCAAGGUAUCAAGAAAGCACAGGAAGAGAUGGUCUCUGGUAUCAAACAACAGCUUAUGUCAGCUUCACAUGCAUUACAGAGGCUUCAUCAAACAUCAGGCACAGAGCUCCCAGAUAUAUCCGAGCAAGAAGCUCUUGUUCAGUCCAUCCUUGGUAUACCGGUAUCAUCCUCCGCACCUGCCCCUGUAGCUCAUUGCUCAACCUCAUCUCAACCAGGAUCAGAACAGACUCGUGUACCACCUUUGCAGCUUGAUGAGGAGUUACACACUGCGGAGGGAGAAGAAAAUCUUUCACCCAUUGAUACAACAUUUGACAUCGGUCCUUCACCAGCAGAGCUUCGAUCCCAGUCUAGUGACAUGGUCCCUAUCACCGAAGAGGAGUUCACAUCAGUCUCAGAUCUCGUUAGGGCAAGAGCAAAGCUUGAAGAUGUGAACAGGGUAUACAGUAGACUCCAUGAUCACUUCAAGACAGAAGGGAACACUGCUGCAUUGAGUGUACCUGACAUGAGUAAGAUGGGUAUGAAGAUAACAGGGGCUACAGGAGAAGCUAAACUCAAGACUCUGCGAUCACUGAAGAUCAUUAACAUAACGAGGACAGGAGCAGUGAAGUUGUUAUGAUGUGUAUGAAUGUGGAAAGAGCACAUGACGCUAUCCAGGGUCUGGUGAUUAGACUAUGCUUGCCAUGCCAGGUUACAGAAAUAAGCCCAAGAACAU